Ixodes scapularis (black-legged tick) is the source of this 732-nucleotide messenger RNA. Its product is annotated as procyclic form-specific polypeptide B-alpha. The transcript has 3 exons. Bases 1 to 732 code for a protein of 243 amino acids. The record is from RefSeq and is a predicted model, not a curated record. NCBI's taxonomy places the organism in Eukaryota, Metazoa, Arthropoda, Arachnida, Ixodida, Ixodidae.
AUGAAGGGCGCACUGGCGUUCGUGGCGCUACUUGCGGUAAGCCGGGCACAUGUUCUCGUCGCUCCUCACACGCCCGUUCUAACGCCGCCCCACUUCUUCGGAGCUACGCCGCUGGGGGGCCACGGGCCCGUCCUGGUUAUCUCCCACGGUCCCGGAGGUCCCCCCUUUGUGCCGGGAGUCUUUCCCCACGGUGGUGGUCCCAAAUGCACCGAUGGUGAGGAAGGCCGCAAAGGCCCCGGAGGUGAAGUAAUUCCUCCCAGGUAUCCCGGGGGAGGCGAGGAGCCAAAGCCAGGCGAAGAGCCAAAGCCAGGUGAAGAGCCGAAGCCAGGUGAAGAGCCGAAGCCGGAUGAAGAGCCGAAGCCAGAAGGAGAGGCAAAUCCAGAAGGAGACGCAAAACCGGAAGGAGAUGCCAAGCCGGAGGAAGAGCCCAAGCCGGCAGAAGACAAGUCCUCCGAGGAAGACGGCUCUGCGAAGGACGCCAGCGUGGGAGGCGACCCCGGGUUCGCGCACGGCGUUGGGAUCCCGGGACAGCCCAGCUUCCAGCUCGUGCCUGUGUUCAACGUCCACGGGGGUCCGCCCUUCCUGCACCCCGUUCCCAUCCACCCAAGUGGCAAGGCCGGAGGGAGGAAAAAAGUCGACGCAAGGGGCGACGGUCGAUACUUCGUUGGCUACCUCGUCCCUCCUGGGCACGGGCCGGUCGGAGUGCCCUUUCAUACGGCUGCUCUAGGUUAA